AGGAUAACUCAGAACCAAGAAGAAGAAGAAGGAGAAGAAGGAUAACUCAGAACCAAGAAGAAGAAGAAGGAGAAGAAGGAUAACUCAGAACCAAGAAGAAGAAAAAGAAAAAGAAGAAGAACCCAGAACCAAAAAUAAGAAGAACCAAGAAUAGGAAUAAGAAGGAGGAGAAUAUGCAAUUAGAACCUCCAUGCAGAAGGAAAGAUGCGUGUGUGGAGGAGCCUGGCCCCCUGUGGCAAUGCCGGGGUGAGUCUGGCCUUCCCCCGUCCUGCCUCCCGCUGCCCCCGCCCCGCACAGCCUCCCCUGGGCAGCCCGUCCUCGGCCCCGGCGUACCUGGAGGCUUACGACCUGAUGGAGGAGAACACCGAUGUGAUAUUUGAGGCCCAGGACAUGAUGAGCGAGAGGACGUACGACGGCCUGAGCCCUGCCGACGCCAGUGUGGGGGAGGCCGGCCCGCGCCACGCCUCGCAGCUGCCCGGCCCACGCUCCUGGCCCCUCGUAGGAUGCCUGCCCUACAUGCUGCGCCACCCGGCCUUCGACCCCGAGCGCGUGUACCUCUUCUGGCAGGCGGUGCGUCAAGAGUUUGGGCCCACGUUCCGCAAGGACAUGCCGGGGCACCCACACCUGGUCUUCAUCACGCGGCCCCAGGACAUGGAAACACUGCUGCGGGCCACCAUGUACAACCCACAGCGGCCUGGCAUGGCAUCGCUCAAGGCCGUGCGGAGGGAUGGCGGCGCGGACGGGAAGCACCACGGCCACGAUCACGUCUUCCAGGGCAGGGCGGGCAUCCUCGCCGAGCAGGGUGAGGAGUGGUGGCGGGUGCGUAGAGUGGUGCAGCGCCCCCUCACCGCCUCGCCGCUGGUGGCCCGCGCGCUGCCUCAGAUGGACGGAGUGGCCAAGGAUUUUGUUGCAAGAAUCCGCAAUAUAAGGGACGAAAACACUAAUGAAAUGCCCAAAACCUUCAACACAGAGCUCUACAAGUGGGCGCUCGAGUCUCUCGGCACCAUCGCACUGAAUCGCCGGCUGGGGUGUUUGCGGGUGGAUGAGGAGACUGAGGAGGUGAACGGUGGUGGUGGUGACAGUGGUGGUGGUGGAACAGCUGACCCCUUCCGCCUGAUCCGCCUGGCCAAGCAGCUCCUGGCGGCCCUCCACGAGACAGAGAAUGUUAAGCUGUGGCAGUACUUCCCCACGGCGUCCAUCCUGAGGCUGCAGCACGCACACCAGGUCUUCACCGAUGUUGCUCUGGAGGCCAUACAGGAGACGGAGCAGCAGGAGGCACAGCGGCAGGGGGAGGUGGGCAGCCUGCUGGGUACGCUGCUGGCCACCCCGGGACUCAGCAAGGAGGAUGUGCUGACCUUACGUCUUGACAUGAUAGCAACGGGGAUUGACACGACCAGCCACGCGGCGGGCAACAUCCUGUACCUGCUGGCGCGUCACCCCCGAGCCCAGCAGCGCGUGUACGAGGAGGUGCGUCGCGAGGUGGGCCGCCCCGACACCCUCAGGCCCGAGCACCUCUCAGCCCUCACCUACACCAAGGCCGUCUUCAGGGAGGCCCUCAGACUGAUGCCGGUCAACGUGGGCAUCGCGCGGCGCCUCACCCAGGACACAGUGCUGGGCGGCUACCUGGUGCCACGAGGGUGGGAGGUUGUCGCUUCCACCAUGCUGAUCAACCACCAGGAGGACGUCUUUCCCCGCGCCACAGAGUUCCUGCCGGAGAGGUUCCUGCGCGGGUCACCCUUCGCCCCGAGACAUAAUUUUGCCUUCCUGCCCUUCUCCUACGGCCCAAGGAUGUGCAUCGGAAGGAAGAUUGCGUACCAGGAAGUGUUCUGCCUCAUUAUCAGGGUGUUGAGCGAGUUCCAGGUGGAGUACAAACACGAGGACAUCCACCUCAUCAACCGUCUGAGCUACGGCCCGUCACACCCCCUGCGCUUCACCUUCACGGAGAGGCACGCAUGACACGCCUCCGCCAUCACCAACAGCUCAUUUUGAUACAUUCUAAGCCUUACCUGGGAGUGUUAAGGUCAAGGUAUUUUUAAGCACUGUCGCCUCUUACAUCGACUAUAUAUUUCCAAAGUCCAAGAAGGAGGUUAAUUGGGUGUGUUUAGGUUCAUGGUACAGAGCAAGGGUCAGACUACCACUGGGGUCAUAGAACUCCCCCUGGAAAUGCCCACAACUCCUAUGAAAGCCUUGUCAAAUGUGUGUUUUUGGGUUCAUGGUACAGAGGAAGAGUCAAACUACCACCAGGGUCAUAGAACUACCCCUGGAAAUGCCCACAACUCCUAUGAAAGCCUUGUCAAAUGUGUGUUUUUAGGUUCAUGGUACAGAGCAAGAGUCAAACUACCACCAGGGUCAUAGAACUACCCCUGGAAAUGCCUGAAACUCCUAUGAAAGCCUUGUCAAAUGUGUGUUUUUAGGUUCAUGGUACAGAGGAAGAGUCAAACUACCACCAGGGUCAUAGAACUACCCCUGGAAAUGCCUGAAACUCCUAUGAAAACCUUGUGUGCUUGGGCUCCGAAAUGUUUAAGAAUAUGAGCUUAAGGGCUGUGUGCCUCCCUCUGUCUGGUGCUCAUCUCCUGUGCGUGCCAGGCUUUACCCCCACAGCCCUUUUCUCAGCCUUGGCAGUGUUAGGGUGUGCGUGCCCCUCUCUGGUGAGUGUGUGAUGGGGUGGGACGGCCCAUCACACCCCUGCCCUUCACCUCCAGCGGCACCAACUCCACCUACACACUGCUACCAGACUCCUGACAGACUUUUAUUUCUCUCCCAUUGAUCCAUCCUUAUUAAAUGUGUGUGUGUGUGUGUGUGUGUGUGUGUGUGUGUGUGUGAAAGUAAGAGAACUAAGCUAUGUAUAUGUAUUAUUAUUAUGAUCAUUAUUAUUAUUAUUAUUAUUAUUAGCUUAUGGAGAAAAUAUAUGUAUUAUCCUUAAACAAAUACCUCACUAUAACAUACUCCAAUACACAUUAAACAAGUAUAUACAUAAUGUGAUGAAUUAUUUUGUCCGAUUCAAACAUUCAUAUUAUAUUAUUUACAAGUUCAGUGGGAUUUUUUUAGCUUUUUUUCUGAUUUAUUUUUUCCGUUGAGGAUUUUGAGAACAAGAAACAGUGUAUUAAAAGUGCUGGUGUGAGUAAGGGACGAUAGAAAAUAUAGAACCUAGACUUGGAGUUACAGAAAGAGAAGAACAGCACAGACAGGCAAGGUUCUGAUGAGUGAGUUUUUAGGCUCACGGUACAGAAGAAGGGUCACACUUUUACCACCCCUGGAAAUGCCUACAAAACUCCUACAAAAACUGUCAUGUAUGGAAUUAGAGAAACAUAAGAACAUAAGAACAUAUAUGGACUGAUAGGCAAGGAAGAAGAAGACUUUGAGAACAAGAAGCUGUGUGAAAAUAUAGAACCUAGACUUGAAAUUACAGAAAGAGAAGAACAGCACAGACAGGCAAGGUUCUGAUGAGUGUGUUUUUAGGCUCACGGUACAGAAGAAGGGUCACACUACCACCAGGGCCAUUAAACCACCCCUGGAAAUGCCCACAAAACUCCUUCAAAAACUGUGUCAUGUAUGGAAUUAGAGAAACAUAAGAACAUAACAACAUAUAUACACUGAUAGGCAAGGAAGAGGAGGACUUUGAGAACAAGAAGCUGUUCAAGAUAUAGAACCUAGACUUGAAAUUACAGAAAGAGAAGAACAGCACAGACAGGCAAGGAACAGGAGGACUUUGAGAACAAGAAACUGUGUGGUAAAAGUGUUAAUGUAAGGUACAGUGAAAAUAUAGAACUUACACUUGGAAUUAUAGAAACAUACAGUCAUAAGAACAUAACAACAUAUAUGGACUGAUAGGCAAGGAACAGGAGGACUUUGAGAGCAAGAAGCUGUGUGGUAAAAGUGUUGAUGUAAGGCACAGUGAAAAUAUAGAACUUACACUUGGAAUUACAGAACAUACAGCCAUAAGAACAUAACAACAUAUAUGGACUGAUAGGCAAGGAACAGGAGGACUUUGAGAACAAGAAACUGUGUGGUAAAAGUGUUAUUGUAAGGCACAGUGAAAAUAUAGAACUUACACUUGGAAUUAUAGAAACAUACAGUCAUAAGAACAUAACAACAUAUAUACACUAAUAGGCAAGGAACAGGAGGACUUUGAGAACAAGAAACUGUGUGGUAAAAGUGUUAUUGUAAGGUACAGUGAAAAUAUAGAACUUACACUUGGAAUUAUAGAAACAUACAGUCAUAAUUAAGAACAUAACAACAUAUAUACACUGAUAGGCAAAGAACAGGAGGACUUUAAGAACAAGAAGCUGUGUGGUAAAAGUGUUAAUGUAAGGUAAAAAAAUAUGUACAUUACUAAAACAUGAAAUUAGAGAAAGCGAUGUUAGAAAAUGGUUGAGAUGAAUAGGGGAGAGCGGCCGGUGAGGAUUCAUACAAAGAAUAUAUAUUACCUUUGAACAGUAAAACAAGAAACAGAAGGAAAAAACACCAUGAAGACAGCGAUAAAUUAAGACAAUACUCCAUAAUAUAAUAUUUUUUUUAAAUAAAAGGACAAGAAAAAAAUAAUAAAAUGUAAGUGUUGGAUAAUCAGAGAAAAUAAAAGGAUGUAAAAAGA
This is a messenger RNA of Eriocheir sinensis (Chinese mitten crab), 4591 nucleotides long. RefSeq names its product probable cytochrome P450 301a1, mitochondrial. The transcript is spliced from 14 exons. NCBI's taxonomy places the organism in Eukaryota, Metazoa, Arthropoda, Malacostraca, Decapoda, Varunidae. Bases 205 to 1956 code for a protein of 583 amino acids. The record is from RefSeq and is a predicted model, not a curated record. Gene Ontology annotation, molecular function: iron ion binding; monooxygenase activity; oxidoreductase activity, acting on paired donors, with incorporation or reduction of molecular oxygen.